CAACUUGACGCCCUAUGGAUCCAAUAUCUGACUCUUCUGGACGAAUAUACCAAAGCUCAGGCUGCCAUCCAAAAGCACAUGUCCUCUGGCUUCUUUACACUGGCCCAAGCCAACUUCAAAUCUUCACGGGGGAGAUAUGGUCAAGACUACUACGAUGAGCGAGCUGUUGCCACUACCCGUAUCAAGAUCGAUGCCGAGACCGACGCCAUAUCCUUAAAGGUCGAAAAGUUCAUCGUCAGAACCGACGAAGAGCAGCCCAGCGAGGAUCAAAGUCAAGAGGCAUCUUCCGAGCAUGAGAUGCAUGGACCCAAUGGUCAGUCGCAGUCUGAGCCAGUACAGUUGCCAUCGCCGGCACCCACGCCAGGACCGGAAAGUAAGCAGGAUCCUCCUGUCGAUUCAGAUGCAAAAGAUCUCCCCGAUGCAAUCACACCAGACACGAGCACAGAUCCCGCUCCUCCAGAGUCCGCGAGCCAAGAGAAGUGCAAGUCUCUGGUCAACUCUCAUGAUCCGAUCCGGUGGUUUGGUAUCCUGGUUCCAGCUACUUUGAGGCAAGCUCAGAACUCCUUUGUGACAGCUGUACGAGACGGAUCGACUGUGACUACAGCUGUGAAUAGUUCUCGUGGAAUGAGGGAAGUGGAAGUCGAGAUUCGCAAAUUGAGAAAAGCGAUCAAGAAGGAGGAAAAG
Messenger RNA from Sphaerulina musiva SO2202, 684 nucleotides. RefSeq lists its product as uncharacterized. Gene Ontology annotation, cellular component: extrinsic component of endoplasmic reticulum membrane; Vma12-Vma22 assembly complex. The annotation marks the transcript as partial. Lineage: Eukaryota; Fungi; Ascomycota; Dothideomycetes; Mycosphaerellales; Mycosphaerellaceae. The record is from RefSeq and is a predicted model, not a curated record. The transcript has a single exon. Gene Ontology annotation, biological process: vacuolar proton-transporting V-type ATPase complex assembly.